ACCAGCCGGGGAGCGCCCCGCAGAAGGGGAGGCCCCGCCGCCCAGCCAUGGGGGACACCUUCAUCCGCCACAUCGCCCUCCUGGGCUUCGAGAAGCGCUUCGUCCCCAGCCAGCACUACGUGUACAUGUUCCUGGUGAAGUGGCAGGACCUGUCUGAGAAGGUGGUCUACCGGCGGUUCACGGAGAUCUACGAGUUCCACAAAAUGUUGAAGGAAACGUUUCCUAUUGAGGCGGGGGACAUCAACCCGGAGAACAGGAUCAUCCCCCACCUGCCAGCCCCGCGGUGGUUCGAUGGGCAGCGGGUGGCAGAGAGUCGCCAGGGCACCCUCACCGAGUACUUCGCCUCGCUCAUGAGCCUGCCCGUCAAGAUCUCCCGCUGCCCCCACCUCCUCGACUUCUUCAAGGUUCGCCCCGACGACCUCAAGCUCCCCACGGACAACCAGGUGAAAAAGCCAGAGACUUACCUGGUCCCCAAAGAUGGCAAGAACAGCACCGUCACGGACAUCACGGGGCCCAUCAUCCUGCAGACCUACCGCGCCAUCGCUGACUUUGAGAAGAGCUCGAGCUCCCAGAUGGCUCUGGCCACGGGCGACGUGGUGGACGUGGUGGAGAAGAGCGAGAGUGGAAGCCUCUGGCUUAGAAAGGAGAGGAAGGGAGGGCCAGCCGGGGCUGCACGGACCCUCACGCCGCGUCCCUGCUCCCGCCGCCGACCAGGAGAGCCCUACGUCGCCAUCAGAGCCUACACUGCUGAGCUGGAGGACGAGGUGUCCCUGCAGGAGGGCGAAGCCAUCGAUGUCAUUCAUAAGCUCCUGGACGGCUGGUGGGUGGUCAGGAAAGGCGACAUCACAGGCUACUUUCCAUCCAUGUACCUACAGAAGUCGGGGCAGGAUGCCGCCCAAGCCCGACGCCAGAUCAAGAGCCGAGGGGCGCCGCCCCGGAGGUCGUCCAUCCGCAACGCACACAGCAUCCACCAGCGGUCUCGGAAGCGUCUCAGCCAGGACACCUAUAGGCGCAACAGUGUCCGUUUUUUGCAGCAGCGCCGCCGCCAGGCGGGGGCGGGACCACGGAGCUCAGCAAGGGAGCAGCCGCAGACUGGAAGCGCGAAACCACAGCCCGCGGUGCCCCCGCGGCCCAGCGCAGACCUUAUCCUGCACCGCUGCAGCGAGAGCACCAAGCGGAAGCUGGCGUCUGCAGUCUGAGGCUGCGGCACCUGCUCCAGCUGGCGCCCUGGCCCCUCCGCCCCGUCCUGCCCCACUCCAGUGUAUCCGUGUACAGAUCCUGAGGUCCGGAUGCUUCUGGCAGCUCCGGGCCCCGCCCCACCUCUUAACCGCUGUCAAUAAAUGUUUCGUGGAGUGGA
Molecule: messenger RNA, 1357 nt
Organism: Suricata suricatta (meerkat)
Lineage: Eukaryota; Metazoa; Chordata; Mammalia; Carnivora; Herpestidae
Gene: NCF1
Product: neutrophil cytosolic factor 1
Exons: 10
Coding region: 48-1199 (383 amino acids)
Biological process (GO): superoxide anion generation; respiratory burst
Cellular component (GO): cytoplasm; NADPH oxidase complex
Molecular function (GO): superoxide-generating NADPH oxidase activator activity; phosphatidylinositol binding; protein binding
Source: RefSeq, a predicted model, not a curated record